CCGAGCAGCCGCUUCCUCGACCCCCGCGCUCGUCCCCAAGCGGCCGAUGCUGGCGCCUCCCCCUAUGGAUCCGGCGCCCCCGGGCAGCAGCCCCAGCUGAACCGCGCCCCGCCUGGCCGAGGGGAGGGGGCUCGGCGGCCGCGACGGGCGGGGGCUUCCCGGGGCUCCGAUUGCGGCCGCAUCCCUCCUCCUCCUCCUCCUCCUCCUCCUCCUCUCCCCCCCUCCAGCGCAGGGACGCAGCCAUAUGGGGGGUGGCAGGAAGCGCCGCUGCCCCUUCCUGCCUGCGGGGAGAGUGCGGCGGCCGGGCCGGGCACCGAGGCGGCAGUGAAGCCGAGCGAGAGGCGGCGGCCGAGAGCGGAGCUGACCCCGGGCCUGCCUUGGCGGCCCCCGCCCUCCCCCUCCCCAUGGCCGCGCGGGCCGAAUAGCGCCGCUCGAGCCGCGUGUCCGCCGAGAGGAGCCCCCCGCCCGCCGCUCCAGCCGCUCCCCCCCCCGCCUCUCGCCCUCCGGGGCGCAUGAGUGGCCACUCGGGGGAGGCAAGCGGCCGUCGUCGCCCCCGCCGCGCCCGGCCUUGGGCCGCGGGAGAAGAUGUCUUUGCGCAUCGCGCUGGCGGCGGGCAACGAGCGCAAUUCCGAGCCGCACCAGCGUUGCCCGGUGGUCACCCUGGAGCCUGCCCCCCUGAUGGUGACGCCGCCGCUCUCCCCCCAGCCCUCCACCCUGGCCAGCAGCCGCUCCGAAAAGGGCUCGUCAUGGUCCAGCCGCUCGCUGGGCGCCCGGUGCCGCAACUCCAUCGCCUCCUGCCCCGACGAGCAGCCCCACAUCGGCAACUACCGGCUGCUCAAGACCAUCGGCAAGGGCAACUUCGCUAAGGUCAAACUGGCCAGGCACAUCCUGACCGGCAGGGAGGUGGCUAUCAAAAUAAUUGACAAGACGCAGCUCAAUCCUACAAGCCUCCAGAAGCUCUUCAGAGAAGUCAGGAUCAUGAAGGGACUGAAUCACCCCAAUAUCGUGAAACUCUUCGAGGUGAUUGAGACGGAGAAGACCCUCUACCUGGUGAUGGAGUAUGCCAGCGCCGGAGAAGUUUUCGAUUACCUGGUUUCCCACGGCCGCAUGAAGGAGAAAGAAGCGCGAGCCAAAUUCAGACAGAUCGUCUCGGCUGUGCAUUACUGUCACCAGAAGAAUAUUGUACACAGAGACCUGAAGGCAGAGAACCUGCUGCUGGAUGCGGAUGCCAACAUUAAAAUAGCUGACUUUGGCUUCAGCAACGAAUUCACGCUUGGCUCCAAGCUGGACACCUUCUGUGGGAGCCCCCCCUACGCCGCCCCAGAGCUCUUCCAGGGCAAGAAGUACGAUGGGCCGGAGGUGGACAUCUGGAGCCUGGGGGUCAUCCUGUACACCCUGGUCAGCGGCUCCCUGCCUUUCGAUGGGCAGAACCUCAAGGAGCUGCGGGAGCGUGUGCUGCGUGGCAAGUACCGUGUCCCCUUCUACAUGUCCACGGACUGUGAAAACAUCCUGAGGCGCUUCCUGGUGCUGAAUCCUUCCAAACGCUGCACCCUGGAGCAAAUAAUGAAGGACAAGUGGAUCAAUAUCGGCUACGAAGGGGACGAGCUGAAGCCUUACCGAGAACCCGAGGAGGAUUUUGCGGAUGCCAAGCGCAUAGAGGUCAUGGUGGGCAUGGGCUACACCCGGGAGGAGAUCAAGGAAGCCUUGACCAACCAGAAGUACAAUGAGGUCACAGCCACCUACCUGCUGCUGGGCAGGAAGAACGAGCAGGUGGAAGGGGGGGAGUCGCGCACGGGCAGCAGCCUCUCGUUGGCCCGAGCACGGCCGCCCAGCGAGGCCUCCAACGGCACCAGCAAGUCCUCCUCGCACGCCAAGGGCCAACGGAGCUCCUCCACGUACCACCGGCAACGGCGGCACAGCGAUUUCUGUGGCCCUUCCCCCGCCCCCCAGCACCCCAAGCGGAGCCCCACCAGCACCGGGGACGGGGAGCUGAAGGAGGAGCGGAUGCCCUCGCGCAAGGCCAGCUGCAGCGUGGUGAGCAGCGGCCGGGGGGGCCUCCCGCCCUCCAGCCCCAUGGUGAGCAGCGCGAACAACCCCAACAAAUCGGAGAUCCCCGACCGGCGCAAGGACAGCGCGGUCAACACGAACAACAUCCCCUCCAGUAUGAUGACCCGGAGGAACACGUACGUCUGCACGGAGAGGCCUGGGGGCGACCGCCACUCCCUGCUCCAGAACGGGAAGGAGAACAGCUCAGGUGCCAGCCGGGUGCCCCCGGCCUCCCCCUCCAGCCACAGCAUCGCCACCUCCUCCUCCUCCUCCGACCGCAGCCGGCUCUCCCGCGGCACCAACAUCCGCAGCACCUUCCACGGGGGCCAAGUGCGGGACCGGCGUGGCACCGGCGUGCAGAACGGGCCGCCCCCCUCGCCCACCCUCUCCCACGAAGCCCCCACUCUGCCUCAGAGCCGCAGCCGGGCCACCUCCAACCUCUUCAGCAAACUGACCUCGAAGCUCACGCGGAGGGUCGCAGACGAACCUGAGAGAAUCAGGGGACCUGCGCUCACAAGUUGCAAUCUACCUUGGCAUCAAAAGGAAGCAGAACCCCGGCUGCUCCGAUUUACCUGGAAUGUGAAGCUGACCAGCACCCGCUCUGCCGAGGCCAUCCUGGCCGCCCUCUGCCAGGCCACGGACUCUGCCAACUGCUGCCGCCGCCAGACGGAGCCCUUCGUCCUCUCCUGCACCCACGGGAAGAGCGCCAGCGAGCACUUCUGCUGCUUCGAGGUGGAGGUCUGCCGGCUGCAGCGGCUGGGAGGGCUGCACGGAGUGCUCUUCCGGCGCCAGGCUGGCACCUCCCUGGCCUUCCGCAGCCUGGUGGCCAAAAUCACAGACCAGCUGCAACUCUAGGGUGGCCCGGCCUGCUCCGGCACUGACUGACCCCCUGGCUGGGGGGGGGACAUGGCCCCGGGGCCCUCCCAGCUUCCCUCCGGGGCCCAGCUGCUGCGCCGCCCUGGAAGGUCCCUGCCGGCCUGUCCGUGGUGCUAGGAGGGGUACAGGGGGAGGGCAGGAGGGAGGGGAGAGGAGGGGGGCUGGCGAGGAAGGGCACUGGCCCCACCUCCGGCCCCUAAUUGGGUGGGGGAAAGGCUAGCCGGCCCUCCCUUUCCCGAGCCACGCGGGGGGCACUGCAGGCGAGGCUCCCCCUCCUCCAUCUCUUGUGCAAAGGGAGCCCUGCUCAUGCCCCCCUCCCUCAUUGCCCCCCAAACUCCAGGAGCCAAAGCGCUUUCAUUUCCCCAAAUGGAGGGGGGGUUGGGGGGCUUGCCCAUAGUGUCCCGCCUCCCUUUCCUGGCACCCACAAAGGCUGGCACUGUCCCCCCCCCCCACCAUCCCUGGCUCGACUCUGCCUAGAGAGCUGGCGAGAGGAGCUGCCGCCGCCAGGGAUUCGAACUUCCUCCAGGGCAAAGGGGGGCCAAGGCGGUCUGGGCCAGCGUGGGGGUGGGGGGUGGGCGGGAGAAUAGAGCAGAGUAGUUCCAUUGAGCUGGGAGGGCCCACCCGACUGGCAAAGGCACCCUGGGCCUCUGCAGCACCACAUCCAGCCUUGCCUUCAGUGGCAGCGCCAUUCUUACCCGACUGGGCGGGCAGCUUGGGCACCGGAGGCCCUCCUGCCCAAAGGCCUGCAGGCCAGAAGGUCCUGAGCAGCGGGCAGCAGGUGGCACCCUGGCGUCUCCGUGCAGACCUCGUGACCGGAGCCAAGCCCGGGGGAAAUGGGGCUGGGGCCACGACCCCGCUUGGAAGGGGCUGGUCCUCCCGAGUGGGCGGAAGGGCUGGGAUUCGGACACUGCUGGCCAUCUCGCUGCGGUGGCCAUGAGUUGGCGAUGCCCAGGCAGCUCUGCUCCAGUGCCGCCGGAGGGCAGUGCUGGGUUGUGAGUUGGCACCUCUGAACCCUGAGACCCAGCAGUGGGAAGGAGCCGCGGAGGGGGGCUGGCACGGUGGCUGAGCUGCCAGACACCCUGGGCAUGGGCUGAGGGUGGGGUGUUUGGCCAGGAGAAGCUUUGGGGGGCCUCGGCGGACGGGCCCAGAGACACAGCUGCUGAUGGGAGAGUGGGCCCCUUGGGUGGGGAAAGCUGCAGUGCCCCCCUCCCCCCCUCCCGGCUUCCCUUUGUUUACUGGGUGCCCCUGCUGUGACUUCCCCCCUCCCCUCCCCCCUGGCCUCUUGGGUGCCCCCCACUCUGUACAGACCCCCUGUAAAUACUAGUCCCUUAGCCCCGUAUCACUGGGUAGAGAUAUUAAGCGCCACCUUUUCACCUCUGGACGAUGUAAGUUAUUCCGGCCCCAAACGAUGGUAGUGUCCAACCCUCAAUAAACGUAGAAACUCUC
Molecule: messenger RNA, 4368 nt
Organism: Thamnophis elegans (Western terrestrial garter snake)
Lineage: Eukaryota; Metazoa; Chordata; Lepidosauria; Squamata; Natricidae
Gene: MARK4
Product: microtubule affinity regulating kinase 4
Exons: 17
Coding region: 586-2901 (771 amino acids)
Biological process (GO): intracellular signal transduction; microtubule cytoskeleton organization; protein phosphorylation
Cellular component (GO): cytoplasm
Molecular function (GO): protein serine/threonine kinase activity; ATP binding; tau-protein kinase activity
Source: RefSeq, a predicted model, not a curated record